AUGUAUGCUCACCGCCGCAACCGCCACCCUCAGCUCUCGUCUCCUGUUGGCGACUCAUACCCUCCAUCGCAGAGCUCAUCCUUCUUUAGCAACAUGCCUGAUCCUCAAAACUCCCACUAUGAGGAACGGCAGACAUUCGGAGAUCCUCAACGUGACUACCUGGGCUACGCAGCGCCAAGAUACGACAGAGACAACGACGGUGACGACCAUAGUCCUAACGCUACGCAGUCACACACCCACUGGCCUCCCAGCCCCUUGUACUGGGAGACCACACAAGCUGCCCGUCUCCCAGCCCACUAUCUACCCUCUCCAUGGAGAGAUGUUCGAAGGGCUGCACUUCGUCGUGAAAGAGAAGAAAGAAUGGAUACACCAUUCGAGAUUCUUCCAAGCAUCGAGAACGACGAACGCUUCCCUCGGAUCGUCCCGGACUCCCAGUGGGCAAGUGACUCGUCCUGGACGUCUCCACCAACUCCCGCAUCCGAAACUUUCACCUCACGAUCCCCUUCCUUCAGCGACGACUCCGACUCCGUAGCAGAACUAUAUCACGGCCGACGGCAUCGGAACCGAGCCCCCGACUACGUCUGCUCAACACCCGGAUCAUCCCCUCUUACUUCCCCAUCCCUAUCCCCAGCCUCAGCGGACAUGGACGACCGCAGCGCAACAGCUCGGGCCCCAACGCCACCCCGACGUCGGCAGCGUGUCCCAUCUCCAUCGCCUCCACCCUCCGUGCCCGCCCAUCUAACCGCAUUGCUGUUCCGCCUCAGUCGUCAGGCGCGUAAUCCGCACCUUCGGGCUAGGGCUCUCGCUGAUCCGGCUUUGCACGCAAUGCGGUUGCGCAUUGAUGAUUCUGCGUGGCAGCCUCAGCGUUGUCGUUGCGGGGAGUGCUUCUGUAGGAACCUUUUGGAUCGAAAUGGCGGAGUAGUGCUGGUUGACGGUGGGAGGUUUUGUGCGUUUUGUUGCGAGAACCACUAUGUUUUUUGA
Molecule: messenger RNA, 981 nt
Organism: Colletotrichum godetiae
Lineage: Eukaryota; Fungi; Ascomycota; Sordariomycetes; Glomerellales; Glomerellaceae
Exons: 1
Coding region: 1-981 (326 amino acids)
Source: RefSeq, a predicted model, not a curated record